Mucor velutinosus is the source of this 2133-nucleotide messenger RNA. RefSeq lists its product as uncharacterized. NCBI's taxonomy places the organism in Eukaryota, Fungi, Mucoromycota, Mucoromycetes, Mucorales, Mucoraceae. The record is from RefSeq and is a predicted model, not a curated record. Gene Ontology annotation, molecular function: ATP binding; metalloendopeptidase activity; ATP-dependent peptidase activity. The coding region runs from base 1 to 2133 and encodes 710 amino acids. Gene Ontology annotation, cellular component: mitochondrial inner membrane. Gene Ontology annotation, biological process: protein quality control for misfolded or incompletely synthesized proteins; mitochondrion organization. The transcript has 4 exons.
AUGAACAAAGACACACUACCAGCAUCUAUACUCUCUGCAGACCUCGGUCAACUGAAUAGAGCAGUGACAAAUGCAACUCGCAUAUUGAAAGCAAAUCCCAACAUUGCAUUGAAUAUGGCCCGCUUUAUACCAAAGGAAAAUUUUAAGACUGGAGCCUUCCAACCUAUCCAACAACAACAACGUCGCACCUUGUUUUCUAGUAAUGGAGGCAGCAAUCGUAUCACUAAUUACCGACGAUUGAACAAGCUUGAACAAGAAGCCAAUGCUUCUCCAACGGAUGCAUUCAAACAAGCUACUUUAUACAAGGAAUGGCUCAGAUCAAACAACCCUCAAGCAGUGAUCACUCGAUUUGAACGUGGUAAUUUCACACAUAACGAAGAGUGCUGGCAAUACUACAUUGCUGCAUUAGCGCAGACAGGGAAAUCCGAAGCAGUAUUACCCAGAAUUUUGCAAAAACUGGAAGAAUCUGGAUCUCACAAGUUAUCUGAAGCUGCGGGUGGAAGCAAUCAGAGCGCCAUUACCAAAGAGAUCAUCCAGCAAGUGAUUGCCAGUCGCCAGGGAGGACGAGCUGUCAAAAUGGAGGGUGCUGGUGGCGCCAUUACUUCAGGAUCUGGCAACAAAUCAAAUCCCAUCUAUGUCGUCGUGGAAGAAGCUCGUAAAUACAUGUUUUGGAAGGCUUUGCGAUGGGUGGGCGUUACCUUGACAUACGCAUUUUGUAUUCUUACGAUUUUAUCACUCGCGUUGGAGAACUCUGGACUACUAAAGGCAGCCAACUCACAAACCGAAUAUGAGCCAGUAACACAAACAACAGUUCGUUUUGAGGAUGUCCAAGGUGUCGAUGAAGCCAAGCAAGAGUUGGAGGAGAUUGUCGAGUUCUUGAAGAAUCCUCAUCGAUUCACAGAAUUGGGCGGUAAAUUACCAAAGGGUGUGCUAUUGACAGGUCCUCCUGGUACUGGCAAAACUAUGCUUGCUCGAGCUGUCGCUGGGGAGGCCAAUGUGCCCUUCUUCUUUAUGAGUGGCAGUGAAUUCGAUGAAAUGUAUGUUGGCGUGGGUGCCCGCAGAGUUCGAGAAUUGUUUGCUGCUGCCAGAGCAAAGGCACCCAGUAUUGUAUUUAUUGAUGAAAUUGAUGCUAUCGGAUCAAAGAGAAACCCCAAGGACCAAUCUUACAUGAAGCAGACUCUGAAUCAGCUACUUGUCGAUCUAGAUGGUUUCUCCCAAACAGAAGGUGUCAUCUUUAUUGCAGCAACCAACUUCCCCGAGUUACUGGACAAGGCUCUCGUUAGACCUGGUCGAUUUGAUAGAACUGUCAAUGUUCCGCUGCCUGAUGUGAGAGGACGCAUUGAGAUCCUGAAACACCAUAUGAAAAAGAUUCAUGUCGCCAGCGAAGUAGAUGUCAGUGUUGUAGCAAGAGGCACCCCUGGAUUCAGUGGUGCUGAUUUAGCCAAUCUGGUCAAUCAAGCAGCCAUUCAAGCAAGCCGCGAAAACUGCAAAGAGAUCAAUCUGCGCCAUCUGGAAUAUUCCAAAGACAAGAUCAUCAUGGGAGCAGAGCGCAAAUCAGCAGUGAUUACAGAGGAGAACAAGAGAUUAACAGCAUAUCACGAAGGUGGACAUGCUCUUGUAGCUUACUACACACCAGGCGCCAUGCCAUUACACAAAGCUACGAUCAUGCCAAGAGGAUCAGCAUUGGGCAUGACAGUGCAACUGCCAGAGAUGGACAAGGAUUCCUUUACUAAAAAGGAGUUUUUAGCGCAAAUCGAUGUUUGUAUGGGCGGCAGAGUAGCCGAAGAGUUAAUAUUCGGACAAGACAAUGUUACUAGUGGAGCCAGCAAUGAUAUUAUGAAGGCCACCGACGUCGCCAAACGCAUGGUGCGCUAUUAUGGCAUGAGCGAGAAGGUGGGACCUGUGAACCACGACGAUGAUGACAUGCAAUUACUGAGCACACAAACCAAGCAACUGAUUGAGAGUGAAAUCCUGAACCUGAUUGAAAGCAGCGAAAAGAGAGCCAAGCACAUUCUCGUGGAGCAUCGUGAAGAAUUGGAUCGACUUGCCAAUGCUCUUGUUGAAUAUGAGACACUUGACUAUCAGGAAAUAAUAGACGCUUUAGCAGGCAAACCUAUUUCAAGGUCCAAAUAG